Durio zibethinus is the source of this 835-nucleotide messenger RNA. Its product is annotated as BAG family molecular chaperone regulator 2-like. NCBI's taxonomy places the organism in Eukaryota, Viridiplantae, Streptophyta, Magnoliopsida, Malvales, Malvaceae. The record is from RefSeq and is a predicted model, not a curated record. Gene Ontology annotation, molecular function: protein binding.
AUAUAGUUUUUAGUAUGAAAUUUCAUAAACUUUAAAUAAAAAAAUUUAUAAAUCGUAUUUAUUUUGUUUUUGCCCGCCAAUCAAGCUAGCAAGCAAGCGUGUUCCAUUGCACCAACUCCCCAUGUGCUUGAGCUCCCCAUAAAAUCAGCAGACGAAACCGACGCCCACAUUAUACUCCAUGCAGCUUGGUUUUUUUAUUCAUUUCUUCUUUUGUCCUAGCCCACUCUAUCUAUUAUUAUAUAACUAUCUAAACCCCAACACUUUCUCUUCCCAUUUGAGCUUCUUGAGCUUUGAUAUAAAGACAGAGAGAGAUCAGCAAAAAAGAGCAGGAAAAAAGAUGAUCAAGUUGAAGUCAAAGAGGUUUUGCAGAGGCAGCUUUAAGUUUGGCAAUGGUGGGAAUGGCAAUAGCAAUGCGAAAGGUGGUGAAAAGGGAUGUGGAAACAAUAAUAAUAUUAGUGAAAUCAAAUGGGAACUUAGGCCUGGUGGCAUGCUUGUUCAAAAGAGAGAAACUGGAGGAAGUGUUGGAGAAGGGAUGAUCACUGUUAGAAUCUCAACUGUUUCCCAAUGGCAUGAUAUUUCCAUUGAAGCCACUUCCACUUUUGGGGAAUUGAAGAUGAUUUUAUCAUUGGUAACAAGUUUGGAGCCAAGAGAGCAAAGGCUGUUAUUCAAAGGGAAAGAAAGGGAAGAUGAUGAAUAUUUACACAUGGUUGGUGUUAGAGACAAAGACAAAGUGCUUUUGCUAGAAGAUCCAGCCAUCAAGGAAAUGAAGCUUCAUAGAUUGGCAGGAAGCCAGCAAAUUGGCACUGCUUAUCAAACCGUAAGUGUAUCACACUGA